AUUAAAAGCAUUUCAAAUGUUGUCUCACAUUAUUCAUUUUAUAUAUUAGGAGAGGAAAUAGUUGUGCAUAAGGAUUAUGAGGUGAGCAUAGUGGAAGAGCAGCCGACGGAAGAAGAACAAUCGCAACCGCAACAAGAAGAGCGUCCACUACAGGUUAGGAUCAUUGAGGAGGUGCCAGAGGUCGAAGAAUCUCAUCCGAUUGAAGUGAUAGAGGAGGAGCAGCCAGAGGAGGAGGAUGUGCCAACAGUCGGUGAAGGGGAGAAGCCUAAAAAGAAAAAGAAGAUUGUGAAGAAGAAAUUAGACGAGCAUGAUGUCAUCAUACAAAAACUACUUGAACAGGAAAUCGAGAAGACCGAACUGGAGAAAUAUGAAAAAUUCGAAUUUGAAAGACCCGAAAAGGUUAAGCCCGAAUUCGCUAACAUCGAGCCACAAAAAAUCGAACGUAAGGAGCAGAAACCUACUAAAUUGGUCGUUGUGGAAACGACGGAAGAACCACAAUCCAUUAAACUGAAGCCAGCUAAACGUAAGCCAAAAGCAGUCGAAGAGCAGGCAGUACAAUUGCCCAAGUUUAAACUGAAGAGUCGCAUGGAACUGGUUGAAUACCCGCCUGAGGCUGAAUUGCCGCAAAUAACGGAAAUUGGCGCAGUUCGGGAAAGUGGUGAACUUACUCGCAAUAUUGAGGAAGCCGAAGAACUGCUCAAAUUCAAACCACAAAAGGUUAAGAAGUUGAAGAAAAUAAAGGGCGAUUUGGAAAAGCCGCAAUUGGAGAAAUAUGAGAAGUAUGUCAGCAGUGAAGAGGAAAUCGAAGAAACUGCACCCUAUCAAAAGCCUGAAAAGACACCAAAGGCAGAAGAUAAGCCCGAGGAAGUUAAGCUUAAGAUCGGCAAAGGCAAAAAGAAACCCAUUGCUGAGGAACAACCCGAGAGUGUUACUUUGAAAAAGACUCCUUUGAAGCCUAAGGAAGCUGAAGUGGUUGAAGAAAGUGUGCCCAAAAAGAAAGAGGAGGUACCAGUUAAAGUUAUUGAAGAAACACCAGAACAGCCCACAUAUGAACUGCAGCCGUUCGAACCCACGGAAUUUGAACAACCAGCAUACGAAAAGGAGGAACUAGAACCCGUGGAAAUGCCUGAAGAACCUAAAAAAGAAAAGAAAGAGCCGAAACAAAAACCAAAGCCUAAAUCGAAACCAAAGCCCGAACCAGAAGUAAAUAUAACUCAAAUAGUUCCUGGUGUACCAAAAGAACAAGAAGAGGUACCUGAGGAUGAGGUGAAAUUCCGCAUUCCAGAAAGCGAGGUACCUGAAGAAUCGAAAGAGGAAGUUAAAUUGAAGCCAAUUAAGAAGGUUAAAGAGGCACCAGCACCCGUAGAGGAAGCUAAGAUAGUGCCACAAGAGGAAGACACAGAAAAGAUUCCAAUUCCCGAUGCCGAGGAGCAAGCCGAGAAGAAGAAGAAACCAAAAGCAAAGAAAGCACCACAAAAAGAGGCGGAAUCUGUAGAAGAAAUACCUGAAGAACAGUUUGAGAUUUCUGUGACCGAGGAGCAGCCUACUGUUCCCGAGCAAACUGUUGAAGAGAAAGCUGCUGAAGUCAAGCUAAAGAAGAAAAAACCGAAAGAGGCACCACUUGCCGAAGUGCAGGUGGUCGAAGAUGUACCGAAAGAGGAGAUAAUAGAGGAAGCUCCAGUUGAGUACAAAAUUACAACAACAGUUAUUGAACCUGAAGAAGCACCAGAGGAACAUAAAGUGCGUGUUAUUGACUACGAUCAGAAAGAGGUCACUGUCGAAGAAGUGGUGGAAGAACGAGUGGUCACACGCAAAAAGAAACCCAAACCACAAAAGCCUGAAGAAUAUGAAUAUAGUAUUACUGAGCCCCAAAUUUCAGAAGUGCCAUCCGAAGUGAUAGAAACUAUUCCAGCACAGGAUGAGCAACCAGAAGAGGUAGCUCCUGAUGAAGCAGUGGUAGAUGUGAAAGAAACCGGGGCUGCGCCAGAAGAACCAGUCGCCAAGGUGAGCAUAAAGAAGAAGAAACCAAUUAAGAAACUGGAGGAAGAAGUUGAGGUUGAGGAGGUUCCUCUUGUUGAGGAAGUCAAAGAACAUGUUUCCGAAAAGGAAGUUAUUGAGGAUACUGAGACUAAAGAGGUGCUCAAGAAAGUGAAACCGAAGAGCUAUAAAUUCAAGCUAACCGAAACAGAAGCCGAAAAAGCGCCCGAGCAACUUGCCGAAGAAAUUCCAGAAGAAGAGGAGAAGCCACAGCCAGUAGUAGAAGAAAUUGCAGAAGAUUUCCCAACCUAUGAAAUCACCACUACGGAUAUUGAAGCCGAGGUUACGAAACAAAUAGAAGAGAUUCAAGAGGUUGUCAAAGAGAAAAAGCCUAAAAAGGUAAAGACCUCAGAGGCUCCUAAAGAAUAUGAAAUCGGAGUAGUGGAAGAAGUGGUGCCUAAACCAGUUGAAGAGGUGGAACAGCCCGAUGGUGCCGUCUUCUCAAUUAAGAAAAAACCAAAGAAAGAGGUGCCUGAAGAAUUUGAGGCUGCUGUGGUUUUGACUGAGCUGAAACCGGUAGAGGAAGUCGAAACGGAGGUUGCGGUAAAGAAAAAACCGAAGAAACCGAAAACGCAGGAAGAUGUUUCUGUCAUCCACGAAAUUAAGGUGGUUGAAACGGAAACUCCGAAGGAGGAAAUUGAAGAGCAAACGACACAGGAAGUAGUAGUCACCAAAAAGGCACCCUCGAUCGAAGAGGUUCCUGCUGAAUACAAAUUCGGAAUUGUUGAGUCACAAGUUGAAGAAAGAGUGCCUUCGGUUGAAUUCACAGUCAAAGAAGAAGAAACUGUUGAGCAACCAGUGGAAGAGCCUGAGGCCCAAUUCGUUAUCGAGGAAAGUAAACCUACAGAAGAAGUUGUAGAAGAAGCCAAAAUCAAAACCAAAAAAUCCAAAAAGAAGCCAACGGAGACACAAGAGGUCGAAUUGAAAGUGAAAGUCACAGAAGAAGUUCCGGAAAAACCCACUCAGGUGGAGGAAGAGAUAGAUGAGAUUAUAACUGAACCUGAAAAGGUUGUGCCCGAGGAAAAACCCAAAGAGUAUGUCAUUGGUAUUAAGGAAUCAAUGCCAGAAAAAACUGAACCAUUGGUUUUCGAAGAGCCUGAAAUUCCCAAAGAGAAAGAGCUAGUCGAAGAAGCACCAGUUCAAGAGGUAAAAGUUAUCACUACAACCCCGAAAGAAGAAAUUAUUGAGGAGGUAUCUGUGGUUAAGAAAAAGGUGAAGAAGCCGAAAGAAACCAAAGAAGAGCUCAAGGUGGAUGUUGUUGAAGAGACUCCAAAAGCUGAGGAAGAGAAACCACAUCAAGUCAUAUUGAGUGCUCCGACUGAAAUUGAGGAGAAAGUGGAAGAAAAACCAAAGGAAUAUGAGGUUCAAAUUAAGGAGACUGUGAUUGAAAAGCAACCAGAGGAAACAGCUCAGGAAGAAAUUGCUCUGCCAAAGAAAAAGAAACCUGUUCCACAAGUGACUGAAGAACCUGAAGCGGAGGUAAGAUUGACAACUACGAAACCUGUUGAAGAAGUACAGGAGGAAGUUAAAAUUAAGAAGAAACCUAAAAAGAAGCCUGAAGAAGGCGAAGCCGCAGCUGAGCUGAAAGUUACAGUUGUUGAAGAACUUCCUGCUACUCCCAUUGUAGAAGAAAUUAUAGUGGAAGAAGAGCAAGAAGUUAGACCUGUUCCUCAAAAGAUCAAGGAAGAAGCGCCCAAGGAAUACGAGAUCAAGGUCAAAGAAAGUGAAAUUGAAAAACCAAAGGAAGAAAUCUUAGAGGAACAAGUCAGUUUACCAUCGAAGAAAAAACCAGUACCUCAAGUCACAGAAGAACCAGAAGAAGAAGUCAAACUCACCCCGAAGAAACCAACUGAAGAGGUGCAGGAAGAAAUAAAAAUUAAGAAGAAAUCAAAGAAAGAACCUAAAGUUGAAGAAGCUGAGGCAGCGCUGAAGGUAACAGUUGUAGAAGAAACUCCAGCUGCUCCCGAAGUUGUAGAAGAAAUUGAAGAAGUCGAAGAAAUCGUGCCAAAACAAAUAGAAGAAAAGCCUAAGGAAUAUUAUUUCAAGGUAACAGAAAGCGAAACCGAAAAGCCUAAAGAAGAAUUACCAGAAGAACAAGUUACUCUUCCAAAGAAAAAGAAACCAAUUCCACAAGUAACAGAAGAACCCGAAGCAGAAGUUACGUUGAAAACAAAGAAGCCGACGGAGGAAGUGCAAGAAGAGGUUAAAAUUAAGAAGAAGGCCAAAAAGGUACCCAAACCAGAAGAAGCUGCUGCCGAACUAAAGGUAACAAUUGAGGAAGAGGUACCACAAGAGCCACAGAUAGAAGAGGUAGAAGAGAUAGAAGAAGUUGUAGUCACAAAGCAAGAACAACCUGAAGAAAAACCGAAAGAAUACGAAUUCAAGUUGAAAGAAACUGAACCGCAACCUCAACAAAUAAUCGAAGAAGAAGUAUCAUUACCACAGAAGAAACCUAUUAAACCGGAAACUAAAGAGGAGCCAGAAGCAGAGGUAACUCUAAAACCUAAAAAGGAUGUCGAAGAAGUUAAGGAAGAACUAAAGGUUGUGAAAAAGAAACAAAAGAAACCCAAAGAGGAAGCAGCUACAGAGUUAACCGUACAAGUGGAGGAAGAAGUCGUACCCGAACCAAUUGUUGAGGAAGUGGAGGAAAUCGAAGAAGUUAUUGUUCCCAAGAAACCAAAGGAGAUCGACGAAACAGAAGAAGUAAAAGUUAAACUGGUGAAACCUGCACCAGAAGAAGCUCCAGAAGAUGUGCAAAUCGAUGUUGUACUUAAGCCGAAGAAACCCAAAGAAGUUGAAACAGAGGAGUUCGCUGUUGACGUUAAGCUACCAAAGCAAAAAGUAACAACACAGGAAACUACCGAUGAAACUGUUGCGCUGAAGAAGAAAAAGAAGCCCAAACCAGCGGUCGAAGAAGCCGCCGAUGAAUUGAAGCUCACUAAGGAAGUGGUUGAAGAGCGUCCAAUUGAAAUCGAAGAAGAAGAAAUAGUUGAAGAAGCUAUAGUUAUGCGCCGCAAACCGAAGAAGGCCUUUGAACCCACUGUGGAAGAGCACGAAGAGCAAGAAUUCAGUUUGUCUUUGAAGAAGCCACUACAAAUUAAUAAAGACGUGGCUGAAGAAGCAACGGUGCUGAAAAAGCGACCAUCCAGGCCAAUGGCAUUUGAUGAAGCGGGCGCAGAACUUUCACUAAAACGAGAAGAGGAGUACGAAGAAGGUGAAGAUGUUGAAGAGUUUGUCGUCGAAAGAGGACCAAAACCAAAAGCUUUACAAGUAACAGAAGAACAGGAUCAAGAAUAUACUGUUAAGAAAUUGAAACGCCGCAAGAAGGGUGUGGAAAUUCCCGAAUUCACCGAUGUCGAAAAUGUUACAUUCCGUCCAAAAACCAUUAAAACAAAAGAAGAUGUCGACCAAGAAUUCAAUAUCGCAUUAGAUUCAUACGCUGAAGAGGAAAUUUCUAUGUCUGGCAAAGUGAAGCUGAAGAAACCAAUUACGAAGACAUACUCCGAAGCCGCUGAUGAAGCUAAAGUGAAAAUCUUCCAAGAUUACGAAGACGAUGAUGGUCCAAUCAUCGAAGAGAUACGCGAUGACAGUAGCAUUGAAGACACCAUGUACGAUGUAGAAGAACCAGAAGAAUAUCAAGUCGAAGAAUUACCACCAGAUGACUUUGCCUUCACAAUUAAGCCGAAGAAGCCUGCCAAGCCCAGAUACUCAAUACAAGACGAAGAGGAGGAACAAUUUUUGAUUGGAUUACGACGACCAAAGAGCGAUUCGGUAACGUACGAUGAGGACUCAUUCACAUUCAAAAAGAAGCGAAAGGUGAUCCAACAGAUUUUCAACGAAGAGGGCGCUUCUCUAAAUAUAACGCGCGAAAUGAAUAUCGAAGAAACCGAUGACGAGAAUGCAAUGUAUUCCAUUUGCAAUUAUAUCGCCGAUAAUGACGAAGCCAUUAAUUUGGUGGAAGGCGAGAAAGUCUACGUGAUUGGUCGUCACAGUUCGGAAUGGUGGUAUGUAAAGAAAAAUAUCACAGAAGAGGAAGGCUGGGUACCGGCGCAAUAUCUAAUGGAACCUACCGAAUACACACACUAUGUACAAAAGAAAUUGCAUGAGAAAAUCGACAAGCUUCCAGUGUUUGAACGUCCCGGUCCCGAAGAGAAGCCAAUGGCACCACGUUUUAUUGAAAAACUACAGCCUAUACAUACACCUGAUGGUUAUACAGUGCAGUUUGAAUGUAAGGUUGAAGGCAUACCACGCCCACAAAUCGCUUGGUUCCGCGAAACGGCUAUUAUAAAGCCUUCUCAAGAUUUCCAAAUGUACUACGACGAUGAUAAUGUGGCUACAUUGAUCAUACGUGAGGUAUUCCCAGAGGAUGCGGGUAAAUUUACCUGUGUAGCUAAAAAUGCUGCCGGUUUCACAUCAACCACAACGGAGUUAAUUGUCGAGACACCAUUAUCAGAUCAUGGUUCCGACGCUACGGGAUUGUCCCGCAGGAGUAUGUCGCGUGAGUCAUCACUAGCAGACAUACUCGAAGGUAUACCACCAACAUUCUCACGCAAGCCCAAAGCGCAAUAUGUUGACGAAAAUACGAAUGUCAUAUUAGAAUGCCGCUUAGUCGCUGUGCCAGAGCCGGAUAUUGUUUGGACUUUCAAUGGCGAGGAAAUCGAUGUUAAAGAGACCAAAAAUAUACGCAUCGUUACGGAAUCUGAUAUGCAUAUGUACUGUAGUGUUGUACAUAUCACAAAAGUGAAGAAAUCACAAGAAGGCACUUAUGAAGUAAUCGCCACUAACCGGGAGGGCGAAUCUCGUUUGCCGAUUGUAUUGAAGGUACGUACGGAUGAGAAGGAACCACCACAAAUUUUGGAACCACUGCGUAAUACGGUCGUGCGCGAAGGCGAGAGCGUGGUAUUAACGACACAAAUCGUUGGUAAUCCGCGUCCAAAGGUGACCUGGUACAAAGAUGGCAAACCGAUAACGAAAAACACAAAGUCAGACAAAGAUACGCACACAUUGACAUUGAUCUCACCAAAGACUGCUGAAGGCGGUGAAUACACCGUAAAGGCGGAGAAUCCAUUGGGUAGCGUGGAAACAACGGCUAACCUAACCAUUGAAGAACCCUCUAGCGGCAAUGCCGAACCACCGCUCUUCGUCGAACGCUUCGAGGAACAGUCUGUGCCACAGAAGGGUACAAUUCGUUUACCGGCUAAGGUUACUGGACAACCAGUGCCUGAGGUGCAAUGGCUAUUCAACAACAAUCCACUCUAUCCGUCGGAACGCAUACAGCAAGUAUAUGAUGGCGAGAAUAUUGAGCUCAUCAUCAAGGAUGCCAAUCCCGAUACAGAUUCAGGCGAUUACAAGUGUAUCGCCAGCAACCCGAUCGGCAAAACAUCGCAUGGUGCGCGCGUCAUUGUGGAGGUUGACGAAGUUACAUUCACCAAAAAGUUAAAGAAAACCAUUACCAUUGAAGAAAUUCAGUCGCUUACGUUGGAAUGUGAAACCUCACAUGUGGUUACGACGAAAUGGUUCUUCAAUGGCAAAGAACUCAGCGGUAUGGACCAUCGAGUGGUGGUUGAAGACGGCAAGGUACACAAACUGGUUAUACGUAACACCAAUCUGCGCGAUAGUGGCACUUAUGUGUGCAAAGUUAAAAAUAUAGAGACUGAAUCCACAGUAGAAGUUUUGCCGCGUAAACCAGAAUUCAUUAAGAUACUAGAAGAUUACGAGGUAACCGAAAAGGAAACCGCAAUUUUAGAUGUAGAAGUUUCUACAGAUACCGCGGAGGUCGUGUGGUACAAGGAUGGCGAAAAGAUCACACCCGAAAAGAAGAAUGUUGAACUCGUUAAAGAGGGCAAGGUGCGAAAGCUUAUAAUUCAUGAUUCCACCAUACAUGAUGAGGGUGAAUACACCUGUAAACUAGAGGAACAGGAAUGCACUGCUGAACUUACAGUAAUAGAAUUGCCACCGGAAAUCAUAAAACCACUCGAGAAUGUUACCGUAACUAAAGGCGAGAAUGCUGUCUUCGAAAUUGAGCUAAGUAAGGGUGAUGCCUUGGUUAAGUGGUUCAAGGAUGGCAAAGAGCUUCCACUUAACGAACACGUACAGCUCACCAUUGAUGGCAAGAAGCAAA
This is a messenger RNA of Rhagoletis zephyria (snowberry fruit fly), 8158 nucleotides long. Its product is annotated as titin-like. NCBI's taxonomy places the organism in Eukaryota, Metazoa, Arthropoda, Insecta, Diptera, Tephritidae. The record is from RefSeq and is a predicted model, not a curated record. Gene Ontology annotation, molecular function: protein binding.